GGUGAAGGACCUCAUCUGAAAAUAUAUGAAGCUACAUGUGGAAGACUGGUUACAAAAGAAAGAGUAUUUGAUAACCAACGGAUACACUCUAUCAAACGUAAGUUAUAAAUGUGGAGAAAAAAUGAUGUGCUGUAUACUUAUUGAAAUCCCAUUUUUCCACCGUUGGGAAUUGCAUCUAAUCCUAUUGUCUGAGUAAUUGAAAUUAUUCUCAUUCGGGAUUCAAAUAUUGAGUCACUUGAAUAUCGAGAUGGCGCAACGCAAUGUAAAUUUUCACUCGCAAUUUCGCAAUUUUGCAUCGAAAUUGAGUGGUUAAAACAUUUUACAGAACCAGUGGCAGUUUGCAGACUGAACUCAGAUCGUAUUCGGGCAUUUGUCAGUAUCGCAAUGAUUCCAUGAAGGUGUCAUUUGACAGCUAAAAGCCUGAUCUAUAUAAAUAUACGUAAACAGAAAACCUAUAAACGUAAUAAUUAACACACGAUAACCUCUCAAAGUUGCAUUAUCUUUUCUUUAUACACCCUGUGUAUACACAAUAGAGUCCUGGGGCCGGUUGUAUGAAGGCUGGACAGUGUUAUCUGCGGGAUAGUUCUUUCAACUGUUGUAAAAAGAAACAUACAAAAAUUAUUAAAAGAAAGCCGUACAAAUAGGUAUAAAAGUUAACGUGUUAUAUGCAAAAUGAUAAAAAAUUGUUUACAUAAAAUUGUACAAUUUACAUAUAGAAUUCAAAUGAAACGAUGGCAUACUCUAUUCCAUUCUGAAUGUUCAAUGUCACUGGUACAAGGUGGUGAAGAUUUCGUGUUCGACUGCCUCGUAUGCAAAGGUUUUGCGCUCGAAGCAGGGCAAACGCAAUCUGUUGUAAAAGUUGUACAACUGUUGGUAUACAUCCGCCCUCUCAGGGAUGAAGAUAACGUUUCAUGAUACGCUUGUCAUGAUCGCCUAAUAUCCAAGGGGUCCACAACAUCUCAAAACCUAAUCUCUAUCCCAGAGCGAAAAUGUCACCGUUCAUGCUCAGUGGCCGGUGUGAUAUAAACUUGACCGAUCAUAUUAGGAAUUUAGGCGGGUCAUUGACCGUUGACCGGCCAUUAUUUUGAACCCUGGAGCCUUUGUAGUAGCAAGAUAAUAAAAUUUAUCUGCGUUAUCAGUUUUCUGUGCAUGCCCAGCUUGUAGCUCGAGUAAACAUUCAGUGUGUAAGCAGGUAGCCUACGUGGCAGGCGGAUUUUUUACGGGCAGCGAACAUUAGGGAGGCAAAUGAAAAACGCUAGUGAGCAGGAUACUGGCCGGCUGUCAAAGAAAAAAAUCGUAUGCCUUAUGUGGUGCAUGACAGAAGCUGCAGUGCAACUACAUGCAAGCCUAAAGCGACUUUUCCCUUUGUCGGCAUUGCUUUUGCUAACGUGAUAACAACCUCGUUCCCAGGGUAUCUCCUGAACGUGAUAAUUAAUUGCACUAGUUACCAAGCUGAUGGUGUAUUUAUACGAGUAUAAUGGCUUGGUCACAUUCACUAUACUCAUUGAAGUACAAGUAGCAUGUACCUAAAAUAUCCUGAUUUUCGUAUAUAUAUAAUUUCUUAUUACUAAUUGUGGUAUUUAAUUUUACAGUUUAUGAUUCAAAUUUUGGAACAAGAGUGAUCGUUUGUGGUGGAAGAAUUGUGAGUGUUUUGAAUGUGCAGAAUAAUGAAUCCAGCAGGUACAUACAGGGUAUCUUAUCAUUUAAUAUGCUUGCACAUUCACCUGCUGCAUAUAAGGAAAACAUAAAUUAAUGGUUGUAGAAUAUCAGUUAUGCCAUCAUUUGAUAAAUAAAGCUUGCAUGCAUACGUGUGCGGGCGGAAAAAAUUAGGGUGCCGGACAAAAAUUAUCAUGGGUUGAAUGAUGUAUUAAAUUGGAAGUUAAUUUGAAGAAUAUACAUCUCCAAAACAGACACACAGAUAUUCGAAGUCAAUAUAUCUUAUGAUGAUCAAUAAAAUAAUAUACGCCGGCAAAAUAUAAAAUUGAACUUUCAUAUGUGUUACUACAGUAUAUGAUCAAUACCAUGAUAAGAUACUCGUAUACUGAGGCGUCUCCCAGCCCACUUGUCUUGUAUGCCUAUGAAAAUUUGUCAAGGGAAAUAUGUAUACAUACUAGCAAGUCAACUAUAUGGUCAACUGAGGAAUAGGCUACUCGCUCGUCUGUUCAGAAUUUCACAUUAAUCUGUUGUUACAUUGACCAUACAAUGUGCAUGUAACAACAUAUUAUAUAAUAACGUUAGGAAUUCAAGCGCUUUCAUUGGUUGAGAGCCAUGAUCUUUUUGAGGAUAGACGCAAGUAAUUACGUCACACAAAACAUUGUUCUGUGCAACCAAUCACAACACAGCACAUGAUUUAAGGUAGCCAAUAGCAUUCCCUUAUUUGUAUAGAUCAUGUACGCGUGAUAUUUGUGCAGUAUGACAUCAUAAGACAUAAGUGUAUAUAUAACUGCAUGAACGGACAAAGGGCGAAAUCUUAUUUAUUUGUUAAUUAAUUAAUGAUUAUGUUUCAGUAAAAUUCAAGCAAUCACUGAGGUUUCAUUCAGUGACUGGAUUUGGGAUAUAUGUUUACUGCAAGGAACAACAGAAGACUCUCAGUGUGUAGCUGUAGUCACUGGUCAUAAUGCAGUGUGGAUAUGGAAUUUUAACGAAAACAAAAUGUGGCAAGUAUCCCAGUGUGAGGAACAGUGUAUUUUGUAUCCUUUUCAAUUGAACGAGUUCUGUGUUUAUUCUAAAUUUAAAUUUCUAACCUGAAUGAGCGUACUAUGCCUUACGAGAUUACCAUGUACUUUAUUGAAAUCUCAAACUUAGGAGUGGAGUGUACUAUACCGUGUGGGUACAGUCUGCAUGGAACUACUGUUUCUGAAAAAGGACUGCAAAUUUAUGAAAACAAAUUCUUGGUUUACUGUAUUUACACCAUACUGUAUAAUGCCAUUUGAAACAAUCAUGUGGCGCAGAUAAUGCGCAUGACUGCAAUUUCUCGACAUACACUGUAGGUCCAAAGUAAUUAAAAAACCACCUUGAAAUACGAACAAUGAGAGUAAAUAAAAUAUUGAUAAAUUAGAAAUUAAAUUGAAUUUAUGAACCAUGUUAGAACCACCUUAUGGAAAAUCUGACCAUAUAGCAUAUGCUACAGUUGCAAUGGUCUGAGUCAUAUGCCCAACAACUAUUGCUUAAGG
This is a messenger RNA of Paramuricea clavata, 3173 nucleotides long. NCBI's taxonomy places the organism in Eukaryota, Metazoa, Cnidaria, Anthozoa, Malacalcyonacea, Plexauridae. The record is from the annotation of a GenBank genome assembly.